This is a messenger RNA of Rhododendron vialii, 1250 nucleotides long. RefSeq names its product 2-alkenal reductase (NADP(+)-dependent)-like. Gene Ontology annotation, molecular function: 2-alkenal reductase [NAD(P)H] activity. The coding region runs from base 24 to 1088 and encodes 354 amino acids. NCBI's taxonomy places the organism in Eukaryota, Viridiplantae, Streptophyta, Magnoliopsida, Ericales, Ericaceae. The transcript has 7 exons. The record is from RefSeq and is a predicted model, not a curated record.
GAAGAAAAGAGAGAGAGAGAGAGAUGGGUGGUGGUGCGAAGGAGGAGUUGGGUGUAGUGGAGAGCAGGGAGUGGUACUUAUCUGCCUACGCACCGGACGGAGUUCCCACGUCCGAUCACCUCCAGCUCCGCACAUUGAGCUUGUCACUGGGGCCUGACUCGAUCCCCGAUCACCACGUGGCGGUACAGCUGCUGUGGAUCUCCGUUGAUCCGUAUAUACGGUCCAGAAUGACCGGCCACGAGGACGGGCUGUACUUUUCCCAGUUUGACCUCAAUCAGGUGCUGACUGAAUUUGGGAUAGGAAGGGUAAUUCGGUCGAAGAGCAGUAAAUUCACCGAGGGUGAUAUUGUAAUUAACCCAUUUUCGCCGGUUGCCGAGUAUUGUGUGGUGCCAACUGCUUUUCUCAGAAAGGUUGAUUCAACUUCUGGGAUCUCAUUGCCGGAUUAUCUUAGUUCCCUUGGGGUGCCUGGGUUUACUGCUUGGGUGGGGAUAGAGGUUCUUGGGAACCCUAAGCCUGGAUCAAAUGUGUUCAUAUCAGCCGCUGCCGGAGGCGUUGGAAUGUUCGCCGGACAAUUGGCAAAGCUGAAAGGGUGUCGAGUCAUCGGAAGCACCGGAUCUGACGAAAAGGUGAAGUUAUUGAAGGAGGAAUUCGGAUACGAUGACGCGUUCAAUUAUAACAAAGAGACAGAUUUUGAUGCUGCUUUAAGCAAGUACUUCCCUAAUGGAAUUGAUAUAUACUUCGAGAAUGUGGGAGGAAAGAUGCUAGAGGCAGUGCUUAACCAUGUCAACCAAGGUGCCCGUAUUCCACUCUGUGGCAUGAUUUCUCAAUACAACAAGGCAUGGACGGAGAGAGAAGGGGUGAGUAACCUGCUGAACAUGGUGGGCAAAGAAGUGAAGAUGCAAGGGUUUUUGGUGGGUUCAUACUUGGACAGAUUUGGGGAUUUCAUGAAGGAAAUGGAGGCCUACUUGAAAGAAGGAAAGGUUCGUUCCAAACACAAGGUUUACAGUGGGAUUGAGAGCUUCUUGGAGAGUUUUUCUUCCCUCUUCUCUAGCUCCAACAGUGGGAAAGUUGUCAUUCAAGUUAUUUAGUAGUUGUAUGCCAUUUGCUGAAAUUCAUCCACUCUUAUAUUAGUGGAUAUUGAGAUGAUUAUGAGAUAAUUCUGUCUUCGGGUGUGUUUUGAUCUUGGUUGUUCUGUACGUUGACAAAGAUUUAUAUUAAAUGAUCUACUGAUUAAUUAGUUAUUGGAUUAA